Molecule: messenger RNA, 1192 nt
Organism: Cyprinodon variegatus (sheepshead minnow)
Lineage: Eukaryota; Metazoa; Chordata; Actinopteri; Cyprinodontiformes; Cyprinodontidae
Exons: 5
Coding region: 2-979 (325 amino acids)
Biological process (GO): response to bacterium
Source: RefSeq, a predicted model, not a curated record
UAUGGUUCCAGUGAUGACAGUUUAUCUUGGUGAAGCAGCAAACUUUACAUGUGAUUUGCCGGAUAAUCAUGAUAGUAGUGGUGAACAUUUCUGGUACAAGCAAACAACAGGAGAUACUCUAGAAGUAAUUGUGAAGUUUGUGAAUUAUGCAAACCCACAGUAUGGAACACAUUAUUCUGAUUCAAGAAUAAAAAGUGUAAUUACUGACAAAAUGAGCAUCCUCACUAUUUUAGACACAGCUAUAGAAGAUGAAGGAAUGUAUCAUUGCGUUUUCACCGACUGGCAAACAAACAUUUGGCAUGGGACCUAUCUAUUAAUAAAAGGAAACACUGCAGGGACAUCAAACUACAAAGUAUUUCAGAAGCUGAUGGAACCAGAUUCUCUUCAUCCACAGGAUUAUGUGACUCUACAGUGUUCAGUCCUCUCAGACUUUGAGAGCAAGACAUGUCCAGGAGAAUUCAGUGUUUUCUGGUUCAGAUCAGAUAAGUCUCCUCCAGAUAUCAUCUACACUGAGGGAUACAGAACCAACACAUGUCAGAAAAAAAUCGACCAUCAAACUAGAUGUGUAUAUAACUUCUCUAAGGACAUCAGAUCCUCCGAUGUUGGAACCUAUUACUGUGCUGUGGCCACAUGUGGAGAGAUACUAUUUGGAGUUGCAACCAAGCCAGAAGUUGUGACAGACCCUGUAUCACUUGUACUUCUUAUAGCUGUUUCCUGUUUGAUUAUUUCUUUGAUUGGAAAUAUUGUUUUGAUCUGCCACAAAACUCCAACAGCAGCAUGUAAACAAUUUAAAGAGAUAGAAGGGACCCCUUCACAAGAAAGAUUGAGGAACUUGAGUGAGCAAAGUGAUCAGACUAAUGGUGACGAGCGCGACCUGAACUAUGCAGAAUUACACUUCUCUGCUGGUAAAGCUAGAAGACGAAAGAAAAUGAAUGGGGCUGAGGACAGUGUGUAUUCUUAUGUUAAAUAUCAAUAUUGAAUAUUAAUGUGAGUUACAUUUUAAAGAUCUAACUGUAAAAUAAACAUACAUGACACAUGUGUGACAUGUUUUAUAGAUCUAACCAACCACAGAAAAUAAGGAUGAUUCAUUUUGUAAGAAGAAUUACUUUCUAUUUUUAUAGUUGACCCUAAAAGACCAGAUUUUAUGUUCCCUUUGUAAAAUAAAGUUGUAACUGAGCAAUUCUACCAAUAA